This is a messenger RNA of Triplophysa rosa, 1495 nucleotides long. Its product is annotated as serine/threonine-protein kinase H1. Gene Ontology annotation, molecular function: protein kinase activity; ATP binding. Gene Ontology annotation, biological process: protein phosphorylation. The transcript is spliced from 3 exons. Bases 11 to 1495 code for a protein of 494 amino acids. The record is from RefSeq and is a predicted model, not a curated record. Lineage: Eukaryota; Metazoa; Chordata; Actinopteri; Cypriniformes; Nemacheilidae.
UGUGUCAAUCAUGGGAAGCGGUUCUGGUAAAGUGUUACCCGAGUCCUCGAAAACUGGGUAUUUUUGUCCGCUGCGAUCUACCGCGUGCAGGAAACACGAGCAGCUUGACGGAUUUAAAGGCAAAACGCGAGCCUGUCUGUGGAGUUGGAGAAGAGAUCAGCGAGCACCCAAGGAAGGACCAACUGAAGAAAUGAAAGAAUCAGUUAAUUUGGAGAAGAGGAUAAAAAACCCAAACGCCAAAUUUCGCGCGAAGUUUGACCCGCGUGUCAUUGCGAGGUAUGACAUCAAAGCUCUGAUCGGUCGAGGCAGCUUCAGCCGUGUGGUUCGCGCCGAGCACAGACGCACACGCCAGCCCUUUGCCAUCAAGCUUCUUGAGGUCAGAGGUCGGGAGGGUCGCGACACUUGUCAGGCAGAGCUCGGGGUCCUACGUCGGGUCAACCACGCUAACGUCAUCCACUUAGCCGAGGUGUUCGAAACGGCUCAUCGAGUCUAUCUCGUUCUCGAGCUGGCCACUGGAGGAGAGCUCUUGGAACGCGUGGUCGCCCGAGGGACGUUUAGAGAGCGGGACGCCACCAAGGCCUUGACGAUGAUGGCCAAUGGGCUGUGCUAUCUCCACGCCCUGGGAGUCACUCACAGGGACCUUAAACCAGAGAACCUGCUGUACUACCACCCGGGUCAGGACUCUCGGUUGAUCAUCACCGAUUUUGGACUUGCCUGCUGGGACAACCAGAGUGCAGCAAGUGUGUCUAAUGUUUUUAGCAGUUCUGCGACUGCUAGAGGAGCUAAGGACAGCGGUACCACAGAGAACGAUAUUUCAGAUGAUCAGGUGACUGAUCAUUUUAAUCUAAGAACAGACAAAACUAAGGAACCAAACUCUGAACUUAAAAAGAUGAGUCUAUUACUUCAGAAUGAAGAUGACGCAUGUCUUGCAACCCACAGCAUGGACUGUCGUGCUAGUAAAACUAAAGACUGGGCUCUUAGGACACUUUGUGGCACACCAGAGUAUUUGGCCCCUGAGAUGGUGGCCGGAAGAGCGUAUAACAGCGCUGUGGAUUUGUGGGCGCUGGGUGUCAUAACUUAUAUCCUGCUGAGCGGCUCCCUGCCCUUUGAUCAGAACAGUCGACCACGCCUCCUCAGGGCUAUCCUUAGGGGCAACUACAGUUUCCAUGGCAAUCCGUGGAACUCUGUAUCUACAUUGGCCAAAAGCUUCAUCGAUCGCCUUUUGACCUAUGACCCUGAGGACCGAAUGACGGCUGAAGACGCUCUGAAACAUCCUUGGCUGGUCAGCAUGGCAGCGUGUUCCUCUAAUAAGAACCUGCACCGCUCCAUAUCCCGAAAUCUCCAGCGUCGGGCGUCACAUGCUUCAUCUCGAUGUCCCAGCUCGGGCUCGACUCCCGGCUCACGCUUGGCGGUGAACCCUGGGUCACGGCCGGGAUCUGCUCCACGGUUAGGGCUUGGCCACAAAUCACAGAGCAGCUUGAAGGUCACAAGCUGA